Messenger RNA from Tetranychus urticae (two-spotted spider mite), 2189 nucleotides. RefSeq names its product SUMO1 activating enzyme subunit 1 (gene Aos1). Gene Ontology annotation, biological process: protein sumoylation. Gene Ontology annotation, molecular function: SUMO activating enzyme activity. Gene Ontology annotation, cellular component: SUMO activating enzyme complex; cytoplasm. The record is from RefSeq and is a predicted model, not a curated record. NCBI's taxonomy places the organism in Eukaryota, Metazoa, Arthropoda, Arachnida, Trombidiformes, Tetranychidae.
UGUUUUAGGAUUGUUGAUAGGCUCAAUUAAUUGAUUCUAUUAAACGAAGUGACUUGUCCAGCAAACCAAAUGGCAAUAAAGAAGCUCUUGGACCUCAAACUAAACCCAUGAUAAAUGUUAAAGGAAAUCAAUCUCAGCAAACAGAUGGGACAAACAAUAGUGAUCUUUAUUCCACUCUAUCUAAUCUAUUCAAUUGUCUCUGCACACAACAUGGUAUCUAAGGAUCUAUUAUUAAUAUUUCCAUAGAAGGUAUUGGACGUUUUGAAAUUAAGAGUAAACCUACUGAUAAAAACCUCAAGAAUGGCCAUAAGCCGGAUCAAUCUCAUUUGGCUAUUAUGGUGGAAAAAUCAAUUCAAAAUGACUCUGAACAAUCAAGGAUAACCCAUUUUCAUAGGCAAUGCAAUAAAUACUGUAUAUUAACUGUAAUGAUGAAAGAAAAUAGUAUUCAAACGGAUUUUAUCUGUGAUAAUAAUGAAAAACCAGCUUCUUGCAAAGAUCAGAGUCAUGCAAAUGCUGAUACAAUAGGACCCGAGCAAGAUAAGCCACAUGUCGAUGGAAUAUCAAAAGAACAUCAUGAUGGCUUAGGUGACAUUGAAGUUUCUCAUGAACGCAUCUCUUACCUUUAGAAAAGGUGAAGCAACAGAAGUUCAGUCUUCCUAUUCUAUUAAUAAUCUAAUAAAUUCGAUCCACCUCCACCUACAACCAGUUAACAAUCCAACGUCCAGUCCUUGUCCUAAAUUUGGUUCCAUAUUAAUUUGUUUAAUCGAUAGCAUGUUCAUCUUUCAAAAUUAACAUAACAACUGUUGAGAUGCCAAAAGCGACUAAAAUUGAGAAAUCAGAUGUAUUAUUGUUUUUAAAUACGAUUUUUGUUCAAAUCUAUUUUAUUUUAAAUGUUUAUGAUAAAUUCGUGUUGCAAUUCAUAAACGGCCCCCUAAAAUUGCAUGUGUUCAUUUUUGCUCAACAUUGAAUCCCGCUUUUAUGACUUAUUCCUGUCAUAUUUUGUUUCUUAUUAAUUGUGUUUUAAAUUCUUAAAAUGUCUAUUGAACUUAUAAACCCGAAUUCUGAUAGAGAAAUUACUGAAGAUGAAGCUAAGCUUUAUGAUAGACAGAUUCGUCUUUGGGGUGUCAACUCUCAAAAAAUGCUUCGGAAGGCCAAUGUCCUUUGCAUUGGGUUGUCUGGACUUGCUUCUGAAGUGGUGAAAAAUAUUGUGCUGGCCGGCAUCAACUCACUGACAGUUAUUGAUGACGAGAUCAGUGAAAAAGAUUCUUUUAGUAAUAUUUUCACACGGAAUAAAAUUGGCUUGAAUAGAGCUGAAGUUGCUGCUGAAAAUAUACGAACAUUGAAUCCAAUGGUUAUGGUUAGAGCAUUGGAUUGGAAUAUUAAAAAGAAAAUAGAGACACCAGAAGAAGACUUUUUAAAUCUUCUGAAAAACAGCACAGCUGUUUUCAUAUCAAACUAUGAUCCUGAGACUAUGAUAAAACUCAAUGACUUAUGCCAUUCCAUUGAAGGUGUUAACAUUAAUUUUUUUGCCGCUUGUGACUGGGGCUACUAUGGUUUUUCGUUUACUGACUUGGGUCGUAAAUACAAAUAUAUUUCUGAAGAAGUUACUCAAAAAGAAAUAUAUGCUGAAGGACCCUCUGAGAAUAAACUCAAAAAUGAACAACCUGAAAAAACAUAUGUUGAAAAAUAUCUUGAUUUUGUUCCAUUAAGACAAGCCUUAGCUGUUAAAUCAGGAAAAGCAGGUAUUGGAAUUACAAAGCGAACCAGCCCUGUGUUAAUAUUAGUGCACAUUCUUUUCAAAUUUCACCAAUUGAAAGAUCGUUAUCCUGACAGCCAAUAUGGAGACGAAGACAUUGAAUUAUUAAAUCGCUUGAAAGAAGAAGUUGCAGACGAUUUAGCCUACUCUAAAUCUAGUUUGAAAAUACUAGAGGAUGAUAAAUUUCAUCACCAUGUUUAUGGUGAAUUAAGUCCUGUUUCUGCAAUCAUUGGUGGAGCCCUUGGUCAGGAUAUGAUUCGAUCUAUUACUCAUCAAGAUGCACCUAUUAGAAACUUUUUCCUUUUCAAUGGACUCCGAUUGUCUGGAACCGUUGAAAGUAUUGGUAAAUAAUGUACCAACCCCAUCCGCCUCACUCUUUUUUACAUGAACCAAAGUUUCAUCUGUUUCAAAAAUAAAUAUUUUGUCGAGACCA